CGGGUUUUAAAUUGUUUACGACAUGAUCAAGAUCUUUAUUAUCCUUUAUUCAUUUACGUUGUGUUUUUAUUUCAGAACGAUGAAACCUUUGGCGGCUGGUCUCAAGGCCCCAAUCAUGCGUUUCGCUGCAAAACGUUCAAGAAGCCCCGACCCUGCCACCUUUGCCAUCAGCCCAUUCUCAACGAGGGGUCAUGUUGCAGAGUUUGCAAAUAUGUCUGCCACAAAGUCUGCGAGAGCAAGGAAGCGGCGUUACGCUAUACGGACACGAGCUGGCACAUAUUCAACCAAAGCCGCAAGCAGUCGCAAUCUCCCCAUUCGAAUUCCCUCGAAACGGAGACCAACUCCGACGAAAAAACCCCGCUAAUACCCAACGGCAAUUCGCCGCCCUCGAACACCGCACCGCCUUCGAAAGCGAGCGAUCAGGACCGGCCGGAUGGCGCCCGAGAGGCCGAUGCGAGCGCCGAAGACGCCGGCUCUUCGGCCAGCAGUAUCGUGUACGAAAAAAUCGAUAAGCUGCAGGAAAAGGCCGAUAUCGAAGGCAAGCAAAUCGUUAGAGUCGAAACCGUCGAAGUUGCGUACGAGCCCGUUAAAUGCCAUGCCGAGAUCGUUUUGCACGCUCACGAUGAGUCGCUGAAAAACGGCCAUGACUUAAAUAAGAUGCUCCGAUCUGCUUCCUACAAUGGCUUCGGAGAGGCUCUCACCAGCCAGCCGAGGUCGUCGAGAGGAAGCCACCCGAACAGCAGCGGCAUGGACCUCAGUUACGUCACCGAAAGGAUCAUCUCCAUGUGGUUUCCGGCUUCCGCGACGCCCCACUCCUACAGGCAAGGACAACAGCAGGCCGGCCACAUGCUCAGAAACAAGCACGGGGAUAAUUACAUGAUAUUUAAUUUGUCGGAGCCGAAAAGGUCGAUUAGAAACGAGCACAAAUUCGUGAAGGAAGUAGGUUGGGCUCCAGGUCUAGCGCCCCCGUUGGAGAGGCUGUGCAGCAUCUGCAAAGAAAUCGAUUCUUGGCUAUCGGGUGACCAACAUCGCAUUGCUGUAUUACAUGCAAGGGGCGACAAAGACAAAUUGGGAGUGAUAGUAGCGGCGUACAUGAAUUAUUCGAGCAUUUGCGGAAGCGCCGAGCAAGCCCUCGACAGAUUUUCGAUGAAAAAAUUCCUGGACGACAACGUCGGGCCGCUCGCUCUACCAUCCAAUAAAAGAUACAUCGAUUAUUUCGCCGGGCUAUUGUCGCACAACAUCAAAGUCAACGCGGCUCCCAUGUACCUCACGCACGUGACCGUCCUGGGCUCGCCGUCCUUCCACCAAGGCGGCUGCAAAGCUUUCCUCAAGCUGUACGAGGGCCACACGCCGGUCUACACGUCAGGAGUAUACUCAGUUUCGAGCGGCAUAAGCCAAUUCACCGUGAACAUCAACGGCGAGGGUAGAAGAGGUUUGCAAUUGAGAGGCGAUAUACUCAUAAAGUGCUACCACCGGGGCGACAUCGGCAGAGAGACCGUCUUCGCGUGCCAAUUCCACACGUGCGCCGUCUCCGAUCACACGCUGAGCUUCACGCGACAGGAGUUAGACAUCGCUUGCAAUGAUCACAGGUUCCCGCUGGACGGCGCCGUUGAGCUCCACUUUUCACCGGGUCCCGAAGGACGACAUCCCGUACCAGCUCCGACUCCUGCGGUGCCUUUCACCCACGCUGAUGAUCCCGUCACCAGGGCUGAUAGCCCUUUGCUCUUGGAGGAGUACGAUGAUUCCGAAGAAUACGACGACGAAGACGUAAAUCACACGUUCGGACCCCUAGACGGCAGCAUUUACGCUACAAUCGCGAAAAAACCGGAGCUAUCACCCGGAGCCGUCUCUAGUCCAUUGACAGUGUCGAUGGACAGUGGUAUUUCCUCAGCAGGACACCAGCCGCAAAACGCCAACACCACCGCCUCCUCGAGCAGCCCCCCACCGACGGCCCACCCGUCCCCCCUGACCCCGGAGGACCAGCACCGCGAGCUCGACGAGCUGCUCAGCGACAUGAUGCUCACCGUCCAGUCCAUUCCCGACCUGAAGCCGUCAUCGGCGACGACGGCGACGCGCGACGAGGACACCUUCCGGUUCAUCGACGACGACGACGACAAGACCAUACCCUAUCACGCGCGCCAGUCCAGCCAGCCCUUUAGUUACGGAAUCAAUGCGACCAUGAUAAACGAAAACAAGCGGCUCGCGAGCCCCAUGCUGGUGCGCAAAGCCAGCGGCAGGAGCCCCGAGGGCGUCUACAAAAGCUCGCUCAGCAGCGACAGCACGUACAAAAGCUCGCCGGGCAGCGAUAGCACGUUCAAAAGCUCGAUAAGCAGCGACGGGACGCUGCGGAAGGUCCAGGCCCAGGUGUACCCGGAGUUCGGGACGAAGGGCAACGGCUACUCGAAGAGGGACCCUUUGGACGACGUGUUUAUUAAUUCGAGUAGCCAGCCCAUCAAGCGCGAAUUCAGGGAGGAAUUUUACAGGGAGGACACCAGGCGGUACGAUCCUUUGAAAAGGAGCUUAACAGAAGGCACUAUAAGAAGAAGUCCGGAGAAAAUUACGUACAAACAAUCCAGUUCCGCUGUGACCAGUCCCUAUUCGGAUCCGGAGAGUUUAUCGCCACCCGGAGCCUUCAGGAACAACACCAAAAGCCCGGAAUUUCACGAAACAUACACGAACGGCUCUAACUUAACGUGGCUGCAACGCCAACAGCAGAAACUCAAAGAGCGCAGGGAAGUUAUGCUGAGAGAGGAGCGCCAACCGCACGAAACUCGACUACUAUCCGAAUUGAAGACUUUGCAGCACGCGAGACACAUGCGCCCCACGGCGAGCCAUCGGUUAGACGGUUACACUAGUGAUACAACAGCAUUCGCAGACGACGAUGACGAUUACACGAUUCCCCUUCACAUUAACACCAUGCAGAAAAACGGGACCCUCACCUCCGGAUCGACCAGUAACUACAGUACUCUGAAGAGCUCUUACAGCACGAAGAACGAGAGACCUUUUGUUAGCGUGAAGAGAGCGCACGAGCGAUUUCAACAGAACGGAAAUCACACCCCGGCCCAAAUACUGGCCGCCAACCCGUUGGGUCAAAUAGUGCGGCCUCCUUCUAGAGGAAACCAAGCGGACGCCGGUCUGCUAUCCUUGGCCGAGAAACAACAAUAUACUGAACACAAAACAACGGCCUACACGCAACAACAGCAACAACAACAACACCGCGAAAUGUACCAACGCGAAGACUCCUGGAAAUCCGCGACUUUGGACGAUUCGAGCCCAUCGCACAAUUCUUCACCGAGACCGCAAACGCCGGCGUUUCCGGUGCACGCAAGAACGCCAUACACGAACGCUUCGACUCCGACUGUACAGUUUGAUCUACCUUCCGAACGAUUACCUCCCAAAAGUCCUACAACCCAGCGACGAUUGAGUUUUCCAUCGUCAACGCAUAAAACUAAUUUGAAGUGGUCCCUUUCUCCCGAAAGAAAGGACCGACCGACUUCCCCCUCCGACCUGACUAACGGAUCUUCGACCGACUACUCUCACCGCAGCGUUUCAGCCACACCAACAUCAGGUUUCCGCGACGUCACCGACAACUUCCAGCACAGCCCGAAGAGUCCCAGUUACAACGGCUCUUCCUCUCCGACGGUGUACUACGGCACGUCCAGAAGAAGCUCCGUCAACUCCACCAACGAGUCUCCGCACGAAGUGUCGGCCGCCAACGUGAAAUUCGUCAGGGACACGUCUAAAUUUUGGUACAAACCGACUAUAUCCAGAGACCAAGCUAUUGCGAUGCUUCGCGACCAACAGCCGGGUACUUUCGUCGUACGCAACUCGAACUCCUUCCCCGGCGCUUUCGGACUCGCCCUAAGGGUAGCGACCAUACCCUCGAAUGUUCAAACCAAAAGCGGCUCUACGGACGACCUGAUUCGCCAUUUCUUGAUCGAACCAACGAGCAGAGGAGUUCGACUAAAGGGUUGCCAAAACGAGCCGGUAUUCAGUUCGCUAUCGGCCCUGAUUUACCAACACUCCAUUACGCAGAUGGCUCUUCCUUGCAGGCUAAUUCUUCCAGCCGACGAGCUGAGAUAUUCUGAUCAAAACGGAGUACAAUCGCAAUCGCUGUUCACGCAAGGCGCCGCUUGCAACGUGAUCUACCUCUCGACCAUCGAAAUGGAAUCCCUGACGGGACCCCAAGCUGUUAAGAAAGCCGUAAUGCAGCUGUUCCAGAAGAACCCGCUGCCUGACACCGCCAUAGUUCACUUCAAAGUAAGCGAUCAAGGCGUCACGCUGACCGACAACAAGAGGAAGCUCUUCUUCAGGAAGCACUACCCCAUCAAUACCGUGUCGCAUUGCGGAUUGGAUCCCGACGACCAUCGGUGGUUGGUUAAUUCGGAGGGAUCGAAAGCAGCGAAGAGUUCCAAUCGAAUAUUUGGAUUUGUGGCGAGAAAACCGAACGUGAGCAACCCGGAUAACCAGUGCCAUUUAUUCGCUGAAUUGGAACCGGAACAACCGGCGACGGCCAUUGUGAACUUCCUCAAUAAAGUGCUCACGUCUAGUGGUAUCAAGCCGAAUAUUGUUUAA
Phyllotreta striolata is the source of this 4575-nucleotide messenger RNA. Lineage: Eukaryota; Metazoa; Arthropoda; Insecta; Coleoptera; Chrysomelidae. The record is from the annotation of a GenBank genome assembly.